GGAGCUAUGCUAGAGGGAGAGAGAGGUGUCCAGCCCCUGGGUGGGAUCUGAAUAAUGAUUGAUGGUCACCUCCAGAGAGUUUCCCAGACCAGCCCACCAGCUCCACCGGACCCUAGGAAUACCGAGACACGGGAUCCCACUCCCAGCAGCAACACGUCCCGGACCCUCACAACUACAGGCUCCCCACGAGUCAUCUUCUCGCUAUGAUCUCACACGGAGACGGAUAAAAGCCAUUCCCGCUGCCGUUGCAUAAACCGGGACGCUAUGAUCGUCGGGACUAUCAUCUGCUUCCACUAAACAGAAACUUUUCCAACGGACUCGACACGGGAGAGUAGAGGCAAAUGGGAACAUACGUCCGACGACUUCUCGGGCACGGUUUAUUUCUUCCAACAUGGGCACCGCUCCGCUGACAAGUUGAAGACCGCCGCUGUUAAAUGCUUGAGUUACCUCAUCUCAGGCCAGCGCCCUUAGAGCAAGGCAUCGCCGCUGCACCGCCUCUCUAAAGCCAACUCCCCCCCCCCCCCCCCUCUCCCACCAAGAAGACUCCACCCGGACCCAGCCGAGCCUUUCCCCCCGUCGAUUCUUCAUCUCUUUUUGUCGCCGCCAUGGCGUCCAGUCUCACCUGCACAGGUGCGAUCUGGGCCCUGCUGUCCAUGCUGUGCGCGGGGGCCUCCUGCGUGGGCUUCUUCAUGCCCUACUGGCUGCUGGGCACGCAGAUGGACAAGCCCGUGUCCUUCGGCACCUUCCGCCGCUGCUCGUACCCGGUGCGCGACGAGGAGCGGCAGGCCACCGUCAUGCUGGAGCAGUGCGGUCGCUACGCCUCCUUCCAGGGCAUCCCCAGCCUGGAGUGGAGGAUCUGCACGGUGGUGACGGGCGUGGGCUGCGGCCUGCUGCUCCUGGUGGCGCUCACAGCCCUGAUGGGAUGCUGUGUGUCCGACCUCAUCUCCCGCACCAUCGGACGCGUGGCCGGCGGGAUACAGUUCGUAGGCGGGCUGCUGAUCGGCUCGGGUUGUGCCCUCUACCCCCUGGGCUGGGACAGCGAGGAGGUUCGACAGACCUGCAACAACAGCUCGGACCAGUUCCAACUGGGGUCGUGUCACAUCGGCUGGGCGUACUACUGCACCGGGGCUGGGGCGGCCGUGGCCAUGCUGCUCUGCACCUGGCUGGCCUGCUUCGCCGGGAAGAAGCAGAAGCAGUACCCGUACUAGAGAGGCGGUCCCGGGUCCAGAACGACGGACCCAAACGCUUCCGGAUUGGAGAGAGAGAGAGAGAGAGAGAGCGAGAGAGAGAGAGAGCGAGAGAGAUCUCGGCUUCCUAGGAGCCCGUAACAGAACCGUAUAGCACAGCGAGGCCCCCCCCCCCGCAGCACAGAACCCACCGGAACCCCAGGCGCCAUGGCAACACCGUUACCCCUGGCAACAGCCGGGACAACCCCUGGAUAAGGUUCCCUUGACAACCCUGGAACUCUUUCACAGUGUAGCCCAAGUUAACGGUAAUACUCCGUAUCCCUGAAAACAAGUUGGACAACCCCUUAUCUCCGUUUCUCGGGGAACCGCGGGACUGUGUCACGGUGCAGUGUACUGUAAAUACACUCAGUUACCCUGGCAACUACUGGGACCACCCCUUGAUAACGUAUCCCUAGCAACCCCAGGGACUGUUUAACAGCGUAUCAUAAAUACACAAUCCACAUCUUUUCCCUGGCUGUACCCUGACACCGUUCCCGUGACAACCCCAUGGUACCGUUUCAUAGUGUAGCGUAAAUACACUAGCUUUACAAAAAAGGUACGACUCCUGAGGUAUCUUUUUCGAAAGAAAAACUGAAUAAAAUAGACGGACCAAUCCUCUUUGUAUAAUGGCUAUGUAACUCUUUCUGUUUUUUUCGAAGAGGGAAUGAUCUUUUAGUGUCGGAGCUGUUGUGGAUGUCGUGAUGUUGUACCCGCCCUGUGACAAAGCGAGUGCCUGCGUGGCUUCAGAGUCUAUGUGUUUCUGCAUUCUCCCCAUCGGCUCAGCUUUGCCUUAACUACAGACUGAAAAACGCAAUAAAUCUCACUGAUAAUCCACCCAGCACACAGCCUGCAUCUUAAACAAAGCCAUUUGGGAUUAUAUACAAAAAAAACUGAUUAGUUUUAUUUAACUUUACGUUUACUCUCAAGAUGUGAGUUGUGUCUGAUAUUGUAUUUUAUCCUAUUAGCACAUGUUUUGUAUUCACACACUAUACUUUGACAUUGUUUUUUUGUUUUUGUAAAUAAAUGUUUAUGGGAAUACUGUC
Messenger RNA from Gadus morhua (Atlantic cod), 2269 nucleotides. Its product is annotated as LHFPL tetraspan subfamily member 6 protein. NCBI's taxonomy places the organism in Eukaryota, Metazoa, Chordata, Actinopteri, Gadiformes, Gadidae. Gene Ontology annotation, cellular component: membrane. The coding region runs from base 606 to 1208 and encodes 200 amino acids. The transcript is spliced from 4 exons. The record is from RefSeq and is a predicted model, not a curated record.